Aplysia californica (California sea hare) is the source of this 1969-nucleotide messenger RNA. RefSeq lists its product as uncharacterized. Bases 223 to 1836 code for a protein of 537 amino acids. Lineage: Eukaryota; Metazoa; Mollusca; Gastropoda; Aplysiida; Aplysiidae. The record is from RefSeq and is a predicted model, not a curated record. The transcript is spliced from 11 exons.
GACCUGGCAAGUGUUUGUUUAACCUGUUUAAGUUGUUAUGCAAGGCACGCACGUUAACGACAGAAGAAGCUCCCAGGCUUGAAGUGGCAAAAAUUGACACGGUCUUGGCACUGGGACCAAGUGACAUGACCCAAUUGUAAAUACUCAAGGAAGAAUCCGCGGGAUCUUUGAAAAUAAUAUGAAGGAGGUUUUAAGAAAUUUGUCUGACACGUAAAGAUCAUCAUGAGUGCUGUCCGCACUUGGAUGCAGAUUUAUUUGCUGUGCUUCCUGACUUUACAACAGCAAACAAGAGUGUCUUCAGUUGACCUCAAGAUCCCAAGAUUUGAGAAAUUUGAUGAGCUGAGACAGAGGGUUGAGGGACACAGAGCUGCUGACUACCUGCUACUGCCACAUAUCUACAGGGCAUUUAUAAACGCUGGGUCCCCUUUGUCUACUAUGUCAAAUGUCUCUGUGUCGGGGAACUGCCUCAGCAACUUGAAGUAUUACUACACAGCUUUACAGAGGAGGAAAGCUUGGGCAUGGAAAAUGUAUGAUGCUACUGGCAAACAGUCCUCGGGUGUGUUCUUGGGAGCCACGACCUGGACCGGCAACUACGAAGAAUGUCUCGACCACUUCAUCAACUACCAGCGCAUCCGAGGCCUGAACCAGCGUCCAGAGAAGGUCACGGACGUUGGCCCAGUGACCCCUCAUUACUGCAGCGUGCACAUGACGCAUGCCCCAUGGAUGCCACAAGUGAUCGAUGCAUAUGAUUUACAGCAAUUGCCCUUUCCAGUCCCUUACAGCCCCUUCAUUGUGGAUGUGUGUGUUCCUCAAAAUUGCUCAGAGUUGGAUAUACAUCAAAUUGUGAAUGCAUUUUUGAAAUUGGAUUACAGUGGCGACAACAUUACAGUGUCAUCAGUAACGUGUCAUCACCGUCGUCCGAUCUCAGAGGAUGUACCAGCUCUUCUGUCAGCGAUCUUCUUAUUUCUUCUCCUGACCCUCGUCGUCUUGGGAACAGCUUUCGACAUAUUCCGACGGCGCCGCAAGCUGAGAGUAAAGUAUGGGCCUGAGAUCACCAUUGGUUACGACGAAGAGACGGAUAAGUUUGGCGUCCUAAAGAUUCUGCUGACACCCAGGAAAAGAAAAGGUCGUCGUGGGACGUUGUCUUCCUCAGAGCUCCUGGACAGCACCCUGAUCAAGGACACUCAGCUGAACGGUAGCUCGACGGACCGCCACACCUCCUCUCGUCGACGGACUGUCUCAGAAUGUGCCUCGGGAGAUCCGGCCACAAGGCCACUGUUCCAGCGCAUGUCUAGUGCCCCGGCCCACGCGGAUCUGCAAGACAUCCCAGAAGACAUUGAGAUAAAAACGCUGUCAGAGCGCGUGGUCAGUCCAGCGACCGCUGCGCUAGGUUCCGGCUCAGUGAUGAGCGAUGAUGAGUCAACGGGUUUCUCGUCUGACCCGAGUGUGGCAGAGAUAGGGGAGAGCCGGGGCAAUGUGCCUGCGCUGUCAGACUCUGACGGCAGCUGUAGCCCUGUUCCAUGUGAGAGAGAAGCUGGAUAUAAUCGGAAGGCCAGUAUUAUUGAAGUGCGGCCGUCUCACCGAGUGAAAAAACUCACUUCUUCGGAAAACCUGUUCACAGAUCUGCUGCUUUCGUUUUCGUUCCGGAAGAACACACGACACAUCCUGGCUGAGGGCUCAGGGGACACGCUGUUCUGCCUCAAUGGUGUCCGUGUCCUCAGCAUUACCUGGAUUGUACUGGGAAAUGUCUAUGGAAUUAUCUAUCAGAAUCCUGCAGUUGUAGGUGGGUGGGCUUUGCAUGUUUGUGUGUCUGACACAUUUCUCUUUGAACAAUAGGGGGCUUUCAUGGUCUGUCUAGUGGAACUUUGUCCGCCUCUCAUUCAGUCAGCCUCAACCCUGAUCUCAUGGUAAGUAAGAUCGAACACCUAGCCUUCUCGGGUAGGGGCAAACAAAUUUUGGUGGUCCUGUG